GCGCCCUUGGCCUGGCUUCGCUCGGGGUCUGGGGCAGCCGCCGUGGAUGGACCCGCGCCGCGGAUGGUGGAGCUGUGCGUGUCGGGGCCGUCGGCGGCGGCGCCGCGGCUGUUGCGCGCCAGUGGCAAGAAGGGCGACCGCUACAAGCUGGAAGUCAACUCGGAUGGCUCUACGUGCCCGCUGCUGUGCCUAGGAUCCAGCGACGAGCCGCGCGCUCCUGGCGCGGCGCUGUCGCUUCGGAUCCCGGCGGAGAGGGCAGUGGAGUAUCAGCUGGAGGAGUGGAGGGGGCUGGACCAAACAAAAAAAAAACACGAGACUCACAUCGACAACGUGCUCCCGGAGGUGCUCAUGCUCGGCAGGGCGGGGGGCGUCACCUGGCGACGGCGUGCCAGGCCCCCCACCUGGCCAGUGUUCUGGGCGGAGGGUGCGUCUCCCGGCCUUAGGGGGGUCGCCGAGCGCGCCGCGGCGGGUGGUGAAGGCAUGCGGCCCCUGCAGUGCGGCAGCGGGGCCAAAGCCGCAGCGGGCGUCUGGGGCAAGCGGCCCAGCCAGCCCACCCUCGCCAUCGCCCCGGACGUGGCGUCUCGGUUGGCGAGAAC
This is a messenger RNA of Prorocentrum cordatum, 596 nucleotides long. Lineage: Eukaryota; Dinophyceae; Prorocentrales; Prorocentraceae. The record is from the annotation of a GenBank genome assembly.